ACUGUCAUUUUGACGAAUGAUGGAGGUGUUGGAGAAUGCAGAAAUUAGAAAUUAUUGAUGAAAAAUAAUGUACUCUUCCAGUGAGACGUGUAAACAGUGAUAGCUAGCGAUCGUCUAAGUUAAUGUGUCGAUAGUAGUUACACAACAGCAGCGAGAUGGCGACGCAGCCGAGUGACCCGACGGAGUUUCCGCCCGAGAUCAUUUUGAAGCCCCUGGCGUUGGUUGGGCUCUCGGGGCUGGACACGGUGAACAACGCCGUGCACAAGGCCGUAUGGGACGCCUUCAGCAACAACCGCCGCGCCGAGCGCGCCGCCGUGCGCUUCAAGCUGUUGCAGAAUACAUUCGAAUUUCCCGUAGUCAAGCCAAAGCGGAACUCUUACGAAUGGUACAUCCCUAAGGGCAUACUCAAGAAGAACUGGAUUCACAAGCGCGUGGCUCUCGUGCCCUCCGUUGUCGUGAUUUUUUAUGACAUGGAGUGGACUGACCCCCAGUGGAACGAGAAGAUUAUUGAGUGCGCGUCUCGAGUGCAGAGCAUCCGCGCGGCCGUGGAGGGCCACGCGACGCGCGUCGCCGUGGUCGUGGUGCAGGAUGGGCUCACACCGCCGCCAUCCGAGUACUUGCUGGGCGCCGAGCGCGCGCAGGCCCUUUGUGCCGCCUGCGAAAUUCAGUCAAAGGCACUUUUUGUACUACCACACAAUGACCACCUCAUGGGCUACAUAGUGCGACUCGAAAACGCAUUCUACGAUAUUGCACAGAACUAUUAUCAUCAUGAAACAAAAAACAUAAAGCAACACCGAGACCACCUCAACAAGACCACACACCAGUAUCUUUUUGUGAGACACCAAUUUAAGUUAGGCUUCCUGAAUGAACUUAAACAGGACCUGAGUACCGCACACAAGCACUAUCUCCAUGCCUACAACAACCUGCUGGAAACCAGAGCAGUUGACACCAACAUGCAUGAGGUAAGAACUGUAGCGGGCUACAUCAACUACAAGCUCUGUAAAUUACUAUUUGCCUUAAAUAUGGCAAGAGAUGCUAUAGCACAGCUCAAAACACACAUUGAGAGGUAUAAAAAUAGAAUUGGCCCUACAGAGCUGCUAUUUGAACACUAUGCAUGGAUUGCGAGACAGUACAGUGCCUUUGGAGAGUUGUUUGAUGAAGCAAUACGUGCAGGGCUUCCAGCAAUACAGUCACAACACCCUGGCUUCUAUUACCAGCAUGCGGCUCAGUUCACAGUGAAGAGGAGACAGGCAAUGCGGUCAGUUUGUGCCGAGGUAACCCAGUAUCCUCCGGCACCUGAUCCUUUAGAGGGUAUUGUAGAGUUUUACGGGCAGAGGCCAUGGCGGCCUGGCCGUCUGAGUGCCGACCCUCAUGAUCCACAGAGAGAGCAAGCAGCUGUACAGGCACUGCAAUACAAUGAAAGGAUCUUCAACCACUCUACAGUUGUCAUCAGUUUUCUAGGUAGUGCUAUCUCGCAGUUUAAGACGUUCCAUUCACCGCGCAUGCGAAAACAGCUGGUGGUGGAGAUGGCGAACGAGUACUACUACUGCGCAGACUACGGCAAGGCGCUGACGCUGCUCAGCCACAUGCUGUGGGACUACCGGCGUGAGCACUGGUGGUUCCUUGCGUCGCACGUGCUAAAUCGCGCGCUACAGUGCGCGUACCUCUCUGCUGUGGUGCAAGAUUACGUCCAGCUAUCUCUUGAAGCCUUGUCUAAACACAUUCAAGUGCCAAACAAUGAUAAGGACAGGAUAUUCAAGAAUAUCAUGGCUGUGCUUAAUCUGGACGUCCCCUCGGCAGAGCCCGACCUGCCCGCGGCGGCUGCAGCGCGUGCUGCCGACCUCUGGCAGGCAGCAGCCGACCGCGAACCAUUUGCCGUCAAUGUCGACAUGGCGAGCAUAUCCAGCGUCUUCGAGGUUAAAACCAAGUUCACCCAGCAAAAAUAUAAAAUGGACGAAAUUAUCGAGAUCGAAGUUUACGUGCGACUCUCUUACGCUACCACGCUCGAGGUCAAGAGAGCGUUAGUUACAGUUGCGAGUCGCACGGAGACUAUCGAGAUUCCCAUAACGGACGGCGGCAAUAUCAUUACUCUAGAAGGCGGUAAAGUAAAGAGGUUCUUGUGCCAAUUCAAAUGCAACUCCAAGGACAAUGGCACAGACAUUACGAUCAAAAAUAUUUCGUUUGCAUUAGACAAUGAUAAGAAACGGAAAAUCGUCAUGAACUUUAAAAUGGAAGAGAAUAAGAACAUGGAAACAGCUAUACACCCUGAGCUGCUACAUUUCAUACAUAGUCCUAAAGCUGAUUACGAAUUCGAUAGCAUCGUGCCUUCGACGAUCGCCCACAUCGUGGCGCGCGAGUGCCGCCUGUCCAACAGCGUCAGCAACCAGAGCCCCGCGCUGCAGGGCGAGUGGUUCCCCUCCACCUUCACCAUAACAAACGACGAAAACACAUCCGUUUACGACGUCAAAAUCACAGUCUCAUUGCUUAGCACUCCUGAUAAUCAGAACCCUGAGACGGUCACCGAGCUGAGCCUUAUAGAGGGACAACCUCAGACGCAGCCUCUCCAGAUAUCACCCGGGAGCAUUGAUAAGUCCUCCACACACUCCAGCACAUUCUUCUUGAAGACUAACAGAACUUCCACAACCACAGUCCAAAUAAAAGUCUCGUACUUCAUUGAUCUUCCAGAAGUCUCCAAGCUAGAAUGUGUCAAGGACUUUACUACAAAAAUAUCCAUAGUAAAGCCUUUCGAAGUUUCUACAAACUUCGUUGCUAUGAACUUCAAACCUAUCUCUAAGUGCUUUAUAGAUGACCCUCUGAUUGUCAUGCCUAAUGUUAAAAUCCUAAGUCCUUGGGAUCUGGUGAUAGUAGAUACGGAGCUAGAAGUAGUUGAUUGCUUCAGAUACGCUGAUGAGGGCAAACUGCAGUCAUGCAUUAGUAAUUUAGAAGUAGCCGAGAAAAAUACGGCUGUGGAUGCUAUCUGUAUUCAGGCAAAGUACAAGCCCAAAGAUCAUCCCACUAGGGUGGGGUUGUAUAAUAUCAAAUGGCGGCGGAAAAAUAACACAAGCGGGCACUGUGUGAUGAGCAGUACUGCCUUAUCCAGCCUGCCUAUUGAAGAGUGUCCCAUAGCUGUAGAAGUCAAAUAUCCCGAAGUAGUAGAGCUACAGACUUCAGUUCCACUAAAGUGCAUAUUGUAUGGAAAGUCAAGCAGCCCAGUGAGGCUCAUGCUGACAGUUGAGGGGUCUGAUGCUUACAUGUUCUCGGGUUAUAGGAAGCUGUCAGUUACUGUGCCCCCGGGCGAUUGUGUAGAGGUGUGUUACAACAUCCACCCACUGGUAGCUGGGAACACGUCACCCCCGAGACUAAAAGCAGCCCUGGUCGGUGACCACCCUGGCCAAGACGCGCUCCGGGAGAUGUUUGACAAAACUUUUCCUGAUAAUAUAUUUGUUAUGCCUAAGUACAAGAAAUAAAAUCUAUGAGAUGUUA
Messenger RNA from Cydia amplana, 3483 nucleotides. It is a transcript of the gene gry, whose product is annotated as trafficking protein particle complex subunit 11. Bases 156 to 3467 code for a protein of 1103 amino acids. Lineage: Eukaryota; Metazoa; Arthropoda; Insecta; Lepidoptera; Tortricidae. The transcript has a single exon. The record is from RefSeq and is a predicted model, not a curated record. Gene Ontology annotation, cellular component: cytoplasm.